Molecule: messenger RNA, 826 nt
Organism: Tinamus guttatus (white-throated tinamou)
Lineage: Eukaryota; Metazoa; Chordata; Aves; Tinamiformes; Tinamidae
Source: RefSeq, a predicted model, not a curated record
CCCCGGCCGAAGAAGAGGACGGAGCCGGUGCGGAUCCCGGUGCCCGAGCUGCGCCGGGGGGAUUCAGAUUCAGAGGAAGAUGAACCAGCAAAGAAGAAAACUACUUUUCAGGGCCGCGGCGAGGGCUCUGGCUUGUCGGCUUUGCUUCCUCAACCCAAAAACUUGACGGUGAAAGAGCCCAGUCGGCUGCUCUUGCCCUACGCGUUCUCGAGGAAGGCGGCAGAAAACGCCUCCGAGUCGAAGCCGCCGAAGGCCCCGGGCUCUUCCUCGAAGGCCAAACCUCUGUCCAAGCCGGCCGUGGCCACGACUCCUUCUCCCUCCGCAAUCAAAGCGGCGGCCAAGAGCGCUGCCCUCCAGGUCACCAAGCAGAUCACGCAGGAGGAGGAGGACAGCGACGACGAGGUAGAGCCGGAGAACUACUUCUCCUUGUCUGACAAGAGCGAGCCCAGCGUUGGCAGCGCUGAGACCUAUGUGUAUUCGGGCACAGUGGGCUCCGAGGAUCCUCCGCCGGGGACGGAGCCGGAGCCGCAAUUCCAGGACGCUGCCGCCGAUGCCCCCCUGGAGUUCAGGACGGCCGCGGGCUCCAGCGGCGCCCAGCACGGCUGGGCACCCAACGCUGGCGAGUGCCAGCCCUAUAACCAGUUCCCUGCUUACACGGAUGCCAGCGGGACUGGGGCUUAUUACCAGGAUUAUUACAGCAGUGGCUACUACCAGGAGAUGGAACCAGCCCAGGGACCACCCCAGGACAUGGCCCCUGACUCCUCCUUCAUCGACGACGAAGCGGUUGGCACUUUCCUACCUAUGGCACUAAGGAGGUUGCGUUUCG